Molecule: messenger RNA, 3920 nt
Organism: Penaeus indicus
Lineage: Eukaryota; Metazoa; Arthropoda; Malacostraca; Decapoda; Penaeidae
Product: endoplasmic reticulum membrane-associated RNA degradation protein-like
Exons: 8
Coding region: 432-2765 (777 amino acids)
Source: RefSeq, a predicted model, not a curated record
UUGUGAAAUAUUACACCUCAAUGAAUAUAAUUUCACGCAGUUCGCACAAACACGUCGGCACAUGUUUGGUUGUUGUGGUCGUCGUGCUUCUCCUUGACAGCAAAUUGCAAUAAUGAGAAAUAACCUUCCUUGCAGACAUCGUGAUAAAACAAUGCAAUAUCUACUUUGUAAUAUAACCAGUUUGACCUCUUGUUAUUCAUGUUGUAAUCAUUAGGUUUGAGAAGUUCAUUAGGUGAAGCGUAUUUUAUGGAAAUUAUCGUAGGUUUAUGCUAGUAAAAACAAUUCAGUUUUGUUUAGGAGAUAUUUUACAAAGAGCAUUCUGGUAUUACGCCCCGAACUUCCUAGCAAGGACAAGGUCACUUCCUUUAUUCCAAAGACCAAAUUAGAUUCACUAACAAUUGGUCCUUCUAAAGUAGAUUAAAAGUGCAGUGAUGAUCCUGCUUUGGAUCAAAUCACAGGACACUUUUCUGUCUACUGAAGUGAAGAAGUUCAUCGAAACAGUAACCCCAGACCUCACCCAGAUACCCAGUGGUGCUGAUUACAGCUGGAUUGAUCGUGACACUGGGAUAGCAUGGGAAAAGUUGGAGGAUGUUUUUGACAAUAUUAAAGAAGAAAAUGGAAGUAAGGCUUGGUUCUUUGAGGCUAUCAAGCAGGUACCUCCCUUAUUUAGGGAGUGUUACCAUAUGCUCCAGAAUGUGUAUCCUGCAGCAUAUGAUGCUUUACUUAAACCAUUUCUAGAGUGGACGCAUCAGGAAAAGGAUAUACACCUGACCAUAAAGCAAAUUUCAAAGGAAAGCACUUCUGGAGAUCACUUGGUUGCUCUCCUCACCAUCACAGCUAUUGUGGAGAGAGCUUUGGGGAAUGUAGUGCUACUCAAAUGUAAGCAAGUUCCAUUUCUUUUAAGAGACCUUCUAGCUACUCCUGAACUGGAAGAGUUGAUUGGAAAAGUAAAAGUCCAGCUGCUGAUAGUGAUGCUUGGCUCAGUGCUGGGCCUCAAUCUUCGCAACAUUGCUUGGCAUGGAUUCUUGAGUCCCCAUGAAACAAGCCAAGCUUUUGUUGCAACAAUUAUCUUCAUUCUUGCUGACUGUGGAAGGAUGCUGGAAAAAACAAAUAAAAUCAAGAAUAUCCCAUGCAGGCCACAUGUAACCUUUGAUGAGGCAUCAUGCCUUGGCAGUGUAUUUGAUAAUAUGAUCAUCCCCAGAAAAGCUGUUUUGGAAGAGGUGAUAAUGAAUUCCAGUUUUGUUCCAAUUGUCAUGUAUCCUGCUUGGAAAAAAGCCUUAGAACUUUUGGAAGAGGAGCAAUGGGGUUUGUGUGUAACUCUUCUUCUUCCCUUGAUGGAAUGUUCCAUGAGAGCAAUGUUUGCUCAUGUUAACAAAGUGUCAGAGAGAAUGCUAACUGCAGAAAAUUCAACAUUAUACACCACCAUGGAUGAAAUACUUAAUGAAUAUAUGGAGAACAGUACAACUUCUCAGACAGUGAACGAAAAGGAUGGAAAAUAUGAGUUUUCUAGUUGUUCUGCCAGUGUUCACAAUUUGGGAAACAGAGAACACUGUGAGGUAAACAAAUGCACAUUAUCAGCUGAUGGGAUAGAGCAUGCAGAUCAAGAAAAGAACAGAGAAUUAGAUUCUUUAGAGAAAAAGAAUCAGGUUCAGUAUACUAUAGGUACAAAACUAAAUGAAGCUCUACAUGACCUACUGAAUUUUAUCCAAGGUCCACGUAUCAGGGACAGAGUGAGUCAUGGAGAGGCUAAGUUACAAGAAAUCCCAGCAUUAAUCACAUGCCACAUUUUAUAUCUUAACCUUCUGGUGCUCUCUUCAGGAGGUCCAGAUACUGAUGAAGCUCCCAGUGGUACUACUAAUAAAAUGCAAUGUAUGAACUUGAAGGGUCUAAGGGAGGAAUAUGCAUUAAAUGCUAAAUUGGAAGGAAAAACCUUGGAAAAUACAAGUGAAACAAAAUGCCUUGAACACUGUCCUCCUCCAUCUGAUGAAGCAUGUUCCCAGGAUAAAAAAUGUACCAAUGACUCCAGUAAUUUGUCAGAUCAUGGUAAAGAAGUUAUUGGUAAACUAAGGAGAAAUAUGAAUGAUUACAAGUGUGUUUUCCAUCCAAGUGCCAUAUUACACAGGAGGCUUAUUCAUGCUGGGUCAUAUAUUUCAAAUUGGAUACAGUGGGAUAGGGUAGAUUCUUCAGAACUUGAUUAUCCAGAGUGGGAAUCCUGGGAUAAGAUACAGUUACCUGGAGCAAUAUCAUACCCACCUUUACAUAUUUCUCACAAUGUGUGCAGCCUUCAUAACAUGGAAGAGUUUCUUGUCUUAGUAAAAAACAUCCAGUACAAAGUUUUGUAUAGACCCAAACAGGAGGUUGAAUUAAUAUCUAUUUUGCAGAGAAUUACAGUAUGCAUUUUAGCAACUCUUGAAAAAAAUCAUGAGAAUAUGGCCUUAAAAUAUUCACAAUAUAUUAAUAAAAGAUUAAGGUCCAGACAGAGAGACACAUACCGGAGACAACUAACUGCAGUUCCAGUAAUUGUUUCAAGUUGUUAUCUCACAAGUCAAGUGAUUUACUUAAUAUUCUUAGCCAUUAACAAGUCUGGAGACUUAAGUCAGUCUUCCUUUACCAGUCUAAUGAAAGUUCUAAAACCUGUGCUGAAAGUCACAGAGAAUUUAGUAACUCAAACCAGCUUGAGUGUAAAUCGCUGGGAUGAAGCAUCAUCUUUAUCUGUUAAUAAUAUUGAUCAUAUAAGAAAGGAAUUUACUCAUAGACAAGAGUGAGUCAUUGGCACUGUGUCAGUUCAGAAUUUCCAGCAAAUAUUUGCUGAUAAAUAAGAGACUGCAUUAUUCUUGAAAUAAAACAAAAAUAUUUUAUAACUGCAAGUAGAAUAUAGAUAUUUAUAUUUUCAUUGUAGUAAUAUAUUUUUUUAAUGAUACUUAAUGAAGUAUAUGUUUCAAGUCAGUUGUUAACACAGAAUGAAUAGGAAUCUCUCUUUGCAAAUGCAUGUUGCCUAUCAGCAUAAUUAAUCCCUGUUAAGAACAAUAAACAGCAAGAUGGGUUUAGAGGAUUUACCUUGGGUUAAAAGGAGUUAUGUCUGGUUUAGAACAGAGAGACAAUUUUAAACAACAGGAAUGAGUAAUAUUGGUUGAAAAUCAGAAUAAUCCAAUAAGAACUUCUCAUAAGAUAUUUUUCCAGUUUCAAUCACAUAUCAAAGGUGAAAAAAAAGAAGAAAAAAUGCAAAGGGAAAAAUAAAAAUAAAAUAGGAGUAAAAAAAUGCUAGAUUAUUACCUACCAUAAUCCAAGUAUGCACUUACAAGCUUAUAUUAUAAAAAAAUACAAUAAAUAAAUACAUUUAUUUAACACAUCUGUUGAUGUCUAAUGCUACUUUUUCCCCUCAGAUUAAUGAAUUUUUCCAAAUAUCUCUAAAAUUUGCCCACUGAGGAUGGUUGCAUGACAAACAUUCCAUGUCCAGUGUGAUUUUUCCUGUAAUAAUUUUGUUUACACACAGAUGGAUUCACAAAUGCUUAUCAACAGAGUUAGUUGCUGGUUCUACUGGAUCAACCUGUUUACAUUUUGCAUUGAUUUAUGAAAACCUUGACUUUAUUCUUUACUGCUAUUAGUAAUAUUAUUAUUAUUUUAUGCAAAUAAAAAAUCAUACUGUCAUGCAAUCAAAUAUAUUGCAUUGCCAACAUAAUGUAGUUUUUUUUAUGUUACUUACAUUAGUUACAAACAACAAGUCAACUUUGAAAAAAUAUAUAUAUAUAUUUAACUAAGUAACCUAAAAACCACUCACCCAAUUUCAAAUUUGUUUCUAUCAGUGGAAAGGCAGUGUGGAAACAGGAGUGUUGAAUCUGUUUUUAUUUAUUUAUUUUUGCUUUUAAUAUUACUUUUUUGUGGAUAGGGAAAUAGAAAAAAAAAUGAAGUGGCCUUGAUAU